This is a messenger RNA of Elgaria multicarinata webbii, 663 nucleotides long. Its product is annotated as lysozyme C-1-like. NCBI's taxonomy places the organism in Eukaryota, Metazoa, Chordata, Lepidosauria, Squamata, Anguidae. The transcript is spliced from 5 exons. The coding region runs from base 1 to 663 and encodes 220 amino acids. The record is from RefSeq and is a predicted model, not a curated record. Gene Ontology annotation, molecular function: lysozyme activity.
AUGCCUGAGGCUCCCCAGCUGCGUGCUGGGCCUGCUGGGCCUGCUGGGCCAGCAGCCCAGCAGGCCCAGUCUUGUGGCCCAGCAGGCAGUCUUGUGGCCCAGCAGGCAGAGAUAAGGGUUACCUUUGAGGCCAGCCUUUCUCAUCCACUUGAAGCCUUGCGGCACGAGGGAAGUGUCCAGAGAGCGAUGAAAGCCUUUGCUGUUGCCCUCGUCAGCCUAGCCAUCAUGGCAAGUGAGGCCAAGUUGUUUCACAGAUGUGAACUAGCGAAGAUUUUCAAAAGUCAUGGGCUGGAUAGAUUCCGUGGCUACAGCCUGGGUGACUUGUUCCUUGAUGAUGACCUCGAUGAUGACAUCAUGUGUGCCAAGAAAAUUGUCCAGGCUCCAAAUGGGAUGGGAGCCUGUUCUUUGGACAGAUCCUCAUACAGUGUCCAGAGAGCAGUAGCCAUGAAAGCUCUUGCUGUUGCCCUUGUCAGCCUAGCCAUCAUAGCAAGUGAGGCCAAGGUGUUUCACAGAUGUGAACUAGCAAAGAUUUUCAAAAAGCAUGGGCUGGAUGGAUACCAUGGCUACAGCCUGAACAAUUUGUUCCAAGAUGAUGACCUCACGGAUGACAUCAGGUGUGCCAAGAAAAUUGUCCAGACUCCAAAGGGGAUGGGAGCCUGGUGA